Molecule: messenger RNA, 3810 nt
Organism: Sphaeramia orbicularis (orbiculate cardinalfish)
Lineage: Eukaryota; Metazoa; Chordata; Actinopteri; Kurtiformes; Apogonidae
Product: zinc finger E-box-binding homeobox 1-like
Exons: 8
Coding region: 278-3673 (1131 amino acids)
Biological process (GO): anatomical structure development; regulation of transcription by RNA polymerase II
Molecular function (GO): RNA polymerase II cis-regulatory region sequence-specific DNA binding; DNA-binding transcription factor activity, RNA polymerase II-specific
Source: RefSeq, a predicted model, not a curated record
AGCACCUUUUUUCCUCCUUGCUGACGACACGACGGUGACUCGGUGCGUCCGUACAGGAGCCAUCAUCAUCCCCCACCACCACCACCUCCACCACCACCAUCAUCAUCAUCAUCAUCGUCAUAAUGUUUACCUGAACGCGGAUAACGGGGCUUGACCAAUGGCCUAGAAAACAAAGCAGAAAAUAACACCUGCGGCUCUCGACUAGUAAACGGAUCCGGAUCUCGCCUUUUCCGUCAAGGCUCUGCGUCUCGUUAGGAGCCUGGAAAAACCGCUCCAAAUGUCAACUUGUGCAGUGACAAAUUUCAAUAAUGGCUUGGAGGCCAGCUCAGACUCAGAUGAUGAGGACAAGCUACAUAUUGUGGAGGAGGACAGCCUGCAGGACACGGAGGCCGUAGAGGCUGAUGGGAAAACGCCGCAGGAAAGCCAUGAUGUCACCACAACAGUAUUACCACACAACGGCUCCUGGAACGGAGUGAAGGAAGAGUGUGCAUCAGAAGAAGAAGAGGAGGCGGUGAAUGAUGCUCUAGUGGAGGAGAUUCUCCAACAGGGGGACACAGCCAUCAUUUACCCAGAAGCCCCUGAGGAUGAGCAGAGUCCUGCUGAGACAGGAGGCGCUGAUGAGAACGGAACCCCAGACUCCUUCUCCCAGUUGCACACUUGCCCCUACUGCUCCCGGGGCUACAAACGCAACGCCUCUCUGAAGGAGCACAUCAAGUAUCGCCACGAGACCAGCGAGGACAACUACAGCUGCUCCCACUGCAGCUACACCUUCACCUACCGCUCACAGCUGGAGAAGCACAUGAGCCACCACCGGGGCACCAGAGAUCAGCGUCAUGUUUCGCCGGCGUCUGGAGGAACAGUAGGGACCGGAGGAACCCGGAAGUUCAAGUGUACCGAAUGCUCGAAGGCGUUCAAGUACAAGCACCACCUGAAGGAGCACCUGCGCAUUCACAGCGGUGAGAAACCGUAUGAAUGCUCCAACUGCAAGAAGCGGUUCUCCCACUCAGGCUCGUACAGCUCCCACAUCAGCAGUAAGAAGUGUGUGGGGGCUGCACCGCCCAACGGUGUCACUCGAGCAACGAUAAAAUCCCCGGCGCCCUCUUCUCAGACUGCACCUGUUGUAAUCGCUCCCGCACGCAUGAUCCUAAAAGAGAAACCUGAGAGCAAACCGCUUCAGGAGCAGCUCCCCGUCACCCAGAUCAAAUCUGAACCUGUGGAAGUCGAGUGCAAGCCCGCGGCCAUGGCGGCGCCGGCGACGUCAGCCAGCGCCAACGGAGUGGUGAACGGAGGAUCGACGCAGCCGGUCGUAGCCCAGGCCGCCACCCUGCCCCAGGGCGUAGCCAUGGUGGUGCCCACGGUGGGCCUCAUGUCCCCCAUCAGCAUCAAUCUGAAUGACCUGCAGAAUGUGCUGAAGGUGGCCAUGGAUGGGAACGUGCUCAGGCAGGUGUUGGGGACGGCCAAUGGGGUGGUUGCACAAGGGAAGCAGGGAAUUGUAGUCCAGCAACCCCAGCAGCAGAUCAUCAGCCUGCCAGCCUUUGUGGACCACGACGGCACCACAAAGAUCAUCAUCAACUACAGCAUCAGCCCCGCAGCCACCGGUACCACUGCCGCCACCCAGCCCGCAUCGCUUAUCGUCAAGAACAACCCUCCUCCCGCCCCUGCCGUCGUCCCCGCUGCUGCUGCUGCUGCUACCACCCCUGCCUCCACCCCCACUCCCAACAAACCAGAAGAAGCCUCGGCCACAGAGGUGGACCUCACCAUCGUCAAGGCCGAGCCAGAAUCGGUGCCUGUCUCAGACGUGGAGCCGGCGGCAGCCAAACCGGCAGAAACAGGUCCGACUCCAGAGCCUAAACUAGCCCAGAUGCCAAAAGCCAAUAGCGCCAGUACUUGUUUACUCUGCGACGACUGUCCCGACAACCUGGAGGCGCUGCACCUCCUCCAGCAUCGUAAAGCCGCCAAUGGGGAGGCGGUGGACUCGGCGGCCCUGGACCCGUCAUUUGCUGCUUUGUUAAGCGAAGCAGGAGUGACUCUGGAAGAGCCACCUGUGGACGACCUCCUGUCGCUCCUGAAGACGUACUUCGCCUCCAACGCCAACCCCAGCGAGGAGGAGCUGAAAAAGAUCUCCGAAUCUGUCAGUAUUCCGGUGGAUGUGGUUCAGAAGUGGUUUGCCAAGAUGAACUCUGGAAAGAAUGUCGGCAAGCUCUGCAACAGUGUUUCCAAACAGGCCGAAACCACAAAAUCCAGCCCUGAAGUUGUCUCGACUCAACCUGAGGAGAUGGAGGAAGGCGCCAACCAGGACGCUCCGGCCGAAGCCUCCUCAGAAUCUCAGAGCACUUCUCCGCCACUAAGUCUCAACGGGGACCUGGUCAUUAUUAAAAGUGAACCAGAGGACAUUGAAGUGUCCCAAGCAGAGCCUCUGGACCUGUCCCUUCCCAAGCAUAUCGCAGCAGCGUUGGCCAGCAAAAAAACCCCACCCCCCACCAAACAGCAGGAGCAGCCUCUGAACCUCACCUGUCUGAGGAAGGAGCAGGUGGAGGGCAGGACCAUCUACGUCACCACGCCUCAGAGCGCCGGAGCCCCCGUCAACAUCGUCACGGCUGCGCAGCUGCCCACCCUGGUGGCCAUCGCCGGUCAGGGAACCGUGGGCUGCCUGAGCGCCAUCAACAGCACCACCAAACGCACCAUCCUCAUCCCUCAGCUCACCUACACCUACGCCACUACAGCCGGCAGUGCCACAGGAGCCAAGACUGUUGUACUCAAUGGCCAUAAGUUGGAGAAGAAGCAGGAGAGCAGCUCCGACGGCGCCUCCGCCGCCGAGGAACAGAACGACUCGGACGGGGCUGCGCUGAAGAAGCGACGGCUGGAAAACGGCGUCUACCCGUGUGAUCUGUGCUCCAAGGUCUUCCAGAAGGGCAGCUCCCUGCUCCGACACAAAUAUGAACACACCGGAAAGCGUCCCCAUGAAUGCAGCGUCUGUAAGAAGGCCUUCAAACACAAACACCACCUGAUCGAACACUCCAGGCUGCACUCCGGAGAGAAGCCGUACCAGUGCGACAAAUGCGGCAAGCGUUUCUCCCACUCGGGCUCGUACUCGCAGCACAUGAACCACCGCUACUCCUACUGCAAGAAGGACGGGCUGAGCUCGGGCCCCGGCUCCGCCUCCGAGCCCCGCGGCAGGGCCCAGUCGGACCUCCUCGGCAGCCCCGGCGCCGGACCGCAGUCGGACAGCCGGACCACCACGCCGCCCUCCCAGCUGGACUCGGACGAGAGGGAGAGCGAGGACGAGGAGGACGACGAGGCCAUGUGCAUGGACGACAUCCGGGUGGUCCAGGUGGACGACGGAGAAUGCGAGAUAUACGAGGGGAAUUUUGAUGACGACGACGACGAUGAAGAGGAGGAGGAGGAGGAGGAAGAGGUGGCGGAGGAGGAGAUGAUGAUGACGAGAGGGCAGGCGGAGGAUGACACGGUGUGCGAGGUGUUGGAGAUCGAGCUCGGGGAUGAUCAUGUAGACCCCGAGGACGACGAGAUGGAGGAGGGGGGCGAGGAAAAGGAGGGAGGGGGAGGGGCGGAUCCAGAGGAGGCGCGAGACUGUGAAGCAAAUACGGACAAAAGCAUCAGGGAGGGGUCGGAGGGCGCCCCACCCUCACAGGAAGAGAUGGAAAACGCCAAAUAGAGGAAGGAUUUCUACGAGUAAGUUAAGACAAAACCGCAUGUGGCCAUCAGCCCACGUGGCGGCGGUUGCCUGAUCUUAUCGGUCCACUACUGUGUACAAAAACCCAGGUGUGCCUGAACUUGGAAAAAAAAGAAAGA